Molecule: messenger RNA, 1545 nt
Organism: Nannospalax galili (Upper Galilee mountains blind mole rat)
Lineage: Eukaryota; Metazoa; Chordata; Mammalia; Rodentia; Spalacidae
Gene: Iah1
Product: isoamyl acetate hydrolyzing esterase 1 (putative)
Exons: 6
Coding region: 77-826 (249 amino acids)
Molecular function (GO): hydrolase activity, acting on ester bonds
Source: RefSeq, a predicted model, not a curated record
CCCUCAGGUCUAGCCCCGCCCCGGCGCGGUUGCUGCGGCACAUCCGGCGGCGCAGUCCGCUCGUCUACUCCGCGCCAUGGCGGUGUCUGAGGGAGCGUCGUUCGGCAGCUCUCUACUCUGGCCUCGCGUGUUGCUUUUCGGGGACUCCAUCACGCAGUUUUCUUUCCAGCAGGGUGGAUGGGGAGCAUCACUGGCUGACAGGCUAGUCAGAAAGUGCGAUGUUCUGAAUCGUGGAUUUUCAGGUUACAAUACCAAAUGGGCCAAAAUUAUUCUUCCAAGAUUAAUCAGGAAAGAGAACAGUAUCGAAAACCCAGUUGCAGUUACAAUUUUCUUUGGUGCCAACGACUCUUCAAUAAAAGAUGAAAAUCCCAAGCAGCACGUUCCCUUGGAUGAAUACCGUGCAAACCUACAGGACAUGGUCCAGUACCUCAGGUCUGUGGAUGUCCCUGAAGAUCGAGUCAUUCUCCUCACACCACCUCCACUCUGUGAAGCAGCCUGGGAGAAGGAAUGUGUCCUGAAAGGGUGCAAAUUAAAUCGCCUGAACUCAAUUGUUGGUGAAUAUGCUAAAGUGUGUUUGCAAGUAGCCCAAGACUGUGGGACUGAUAUCCUUGACCUGUGGACCCUGAUGCAGAAGGACAACCAGGACUUUUCGUCUUAUUUAUCAGAUGGACUACAUUUAUCACCAGCGGGAAAUGAAUUUUUGUUUUCACAUCUCUGGCCUCUGAUAGACAAGAAGGUCUCUUCUCUGCCCUGGCUGCUUCCUUACUGGAAGGAUGUGGAAGAAACAAAGCCUGAACUGAGUCUGCUGGGAGAUGGAGACCAUUAGUCAGCCUGGGGAAGCCAUAACUUUGUUAAUUCACAAACAUUCCAAGAGAUUGAUUUAAACACUAUUUCUUCUCAAGCUUAAACUUCUGUUCAUGAUCUUGGCUCAAAAAACUGUUAACAUUUGCUACCAAUAUUAAUAAAGUUUUAAGAUUUUUCAGGGAAACGCUGUACUUGAUACACUGUUUUGUUAUUCAGGAUUUAUUGACUAAAGCAGGCAUUGUCAAUGGCACAGCUACAGAAUAUACCCUGAGCAGCUUGUUAAUCUGGUAAAUGGCAAAAAAGUAAAGACAAUUUUGUUUUUUUAAAAAAUCACAAUUUUAUAAAAAAUGUUUUUCUUCCAUUCUGCCAGGAACUCCUUCAUUCAUACACCCACACACCCCACUCACCUUAUACCAAAUUCUGCAAGUGUAACUAGAGUAUAAGAACAUCAUGACUAGUUGAGAGCAAAUACCGUAAGGUCCAAAGUUCAAGUAUUAGGGUAACAAGGAGUUGUGUAACAAACGUCCUCAGAAGGAAAGAAGGCACAGGUUUGGUUAACUGUCCUCAAACUUCACAAGUUAUCUUGGUUAAAAUGUGUUAGCUGGUGAGCACAUUUCAGUUUUAUACCUAGAACUUACAAAAGUCAGAAUUCAGGCUAAUGAUUUUUAUCCUUCACACAGUAAAUACAGAUCAUUCAGAAUCCUGAAGCACUAAAGAAGUCAUGUGAAUAUCUAUUUUCUG